Molecule: messenger RNA, 4646 nt
Organism: Exophiala viscosa
Lineage: Eukaryota; Fungi; Ascomycota; Eurotiomycetes; Chaetothyriales; Herpotrichiellaceae
Product: SNF2 family N-terminal domain-containing protein
Exons: 3
Coding region: 480-4400 (1306 amino acids)
Biological process (GO): DNA repair
Cellular component (GO): nucleus
Molecular function (GO): ATP binding; ATP-dependent chromatin remodeler activity
Source: RefSeq, a predicted model, not a curated record
UGAUAUCUCACAUUGAGGUCUACAAAACUCCGCGAGGCUGUCACUUGCACGACUCCCUGUAGCCAGAGCGACUUCACAUUACUACGUUUCUCGAUAUCAUCCUCCUCUCUGGUACCACUUCGUCUCGCUCUCUUUGCCAGUCUUCAUCUCUACGCACAUGCUAACUCAUGUCUCCUUCACUUUACCCAUACCAAGCCAUUAUCAAGUCGUGGCACGUGCCUCUUCUCACGCCUAUAAAUAUCCUUCUACGCCUUUGCAACCUUUCUUCCCUCUUCAUACCUCUUCAAUCGAACAGUCUUCUUUCCUCAAGCCCUUUUACUCCAAUAUCCUCUAUCAAAGCAUCCUUCUACCGUCAUCGCAUCAUCUGACAGCCACUGGGGCUUCCCUUCCGCUGCUGCUUCUGAAGCCGCGUUGCCAAUCUGUACUGUAGAGGUCUGGAAACUUUCUCUACGACAUUGCAUACACCAAUACAGAACAUCAUGGCGUCGGUGGGAUCGGAUCGUGCGAUUAUUGAUCUCACGGCCGAGUCGGACGACGAGUCGCCAAGUUUCAGCACCCAUGUCGCGCCAACGGUCCAACCAGUCAUCAAGUCUGAGCCAAUCGAAGAAGAAGUUGAACUGCUUGACACCACUUCUGGAGCGAUCUCAGACCAGCCUGGCGAAGCCGAAGCCGUGCACAAAUCUGAAGCAGACAGUGUCGUUACACAAGCAGAACAACUUCAUCAAAGUCAGCAACCGACGUCGACUCAAGGCGACCUCACAACCACACAGCAACUCUCGCAACCAGACGUCGUGGAGUCUUACACUGCCCAUGGUGAAGCAGACCAUGACACUACAAACGAUACAUCUGCACACGACCACAAAGAUUUCUCACCAACAGCGCAUCCACACGAACCUGCAGUCACUGAAAUGGAGGAGGAUAACCCUGCAGAUGCUGAAGAUGCCGCACAACCAGUGCUGAACAACGACGACAUCAUGGCAGGAGAACAGACUCUUGAGUCUGAGAUGUUCUCAAACAGUGACCAGGACCUCCCACCAUUCGAAGUCAACUCGCCGUUCAUGGGCACCUUCGUCGACACAGCACCAGGGGGUCUUGACGGAUCUGAACCACUCGCCUUUGCUCAGAAUGAUGCCACCGCAGCAAAAGACGAGCUCAACGCUGGUCCACCGAGCCUUCCAGGUAUGGACAUGAACGCAUUCGAGGCACUGAGGCUCUAUAACAUGAACAAUGAUGACUUCGAAGAAGUAGCACCCGACGAAGAUGCCAUUCAGCCCGACGAACUCGAGGUCUUGGAUCAGCCUCAGCAAGAUGACGAGGAUGGCGAAAUGCUGGACUGGAAUGCUGCCAUUGACGUUGACCACGUUAUUGCUGAUCAGGAAAAUGAGCUCAAGAAGGCCGGAUUUGCUCGACUCCGGACAGAAUUCGAGCAAAAACAGGUAGAAGGCUCUAUCACCCAAGCAGACGAGAUCCGUUUCGCCACCGCGGAGUCCGCUGAACAAGCCCGCCUGCGUGAUUUUGAGCGAAGCCGGAUUGUUGUAGAAGAGAUUCCCGUCGCAACAAACGAACUGCCUCCUGGCUAUGAAGAUCAAGACUCCCUUUUCAUUCCGGAAACUCCUGCUCUACCCGAAAAACAGACCAAGAAAAGAGCCGUCCCAAAGCCGAAGAAUCGAAUCAAUGCGCAAGAAUUGCGCGAAGCAAUGUCCGCUGGUAUUGACGCUGGCUAUGCGAGCGGCAGGAAGGGUAAGAGAAAGGCCCCAGCAUCUGCCGAGGACAAACAGCCACGGAAGAAACGAGAGCCCAGGGCAGGUGCAGCCAAACCUGGUCCCAAGGCUCGUCGAGGCAAAAAAGGACCGAACUUGAGCAACAUUCGGAGUCUCGGAAGCACCAACGUGAUACGGGCGGCCAAUGAAAACGAAUCGAGGCCUGAUAUGCCCACGUUCACAAGCAAGGACAAGGCAAAAGCGUUGAACGAGCUCAUUGCGAGUAUACCAAGUGCUGAGCAGGGCUCUCACAGAGGUGAGAGAAAGGCGAUCCUUGAAGCGACGACAAAAUUCUCUGGGCGUGGCUCGGUAAGAUCUGAUGGGAAAGGCGGCUGGAAGCUCAAAGGCAUGAAGUCCUCCUUGUACCACCAUCAACUGCUUGGAGCAGCAUUCCUACGCGAUCGAGAACGUAGCGAGUCCAAACCACAUGGCGGAAUGGUGUGCGACGAAAUGGGCUUUGGCAAGACCAUCCAAAUGAUUGCCAACAUUCUAGACGGCAAGCCUGCCGCAGACAGUCCCAACCGAACCACGUUGAUUGUGGCGCCACCUACGUUGGUAAAUCAAUGGAUGGAAGAGUUCGUGAAGCACAUCGAACCAGAGAAACUUGGUCGCAUUCUUUGCUAUCAUGCGGGUUCCCGUCUACAGAGCAACGAUGUGCCCGCCGAUCUCCAGCGUUACGAUGUGAUUCUAAGCACCUAUACCGAGGUUCUCAGGAGCUAUCCACUGACGGAACCUCCCAAGCAUUUAUCGUCUGACAAGGCAAAGAACGAAUGGUGGAAGACAUGGUAUUGCGAGAAGGCUGGCCCUCUUCACAAGGUGAAAUUCCUCCGCAUUGUCCUCGACGAAGCUCAGGCUAUCAAAUCUCACAAAUCCAAGACUUCUGCCGCUGUUCGUGCUCUUGCUGGCACCUACAGAUGGGCUAUCACUGGAACUCCCAUCAUGAACUACAUUGAGGAGUUAUAUUCUUUCUUUGCGUUCCUUAGAGUUCCACACACUGGCGAUUUUGCGACGUUUCAACACAACUACUGCAACAAUCGUUCCGGAAGAGAGCCUGUUGACAUGGGCAGAAUUCACAACAUCCUUCGAGCAAUUAUGCUACGACGAACUCACGUUGACAGUUUAUUCGAUGCUCCCAUUGUCAAACUUCCAGGUAUUUCUCACAACACAUACCCAGUGGAAUUCAACUCUGUGGAAAGAGCGAUCUACAAUAUGGUGAGGAGACGUUACAUUGGUCAAAUCAACGCUUAUUCUUCCACGGGUGAGCUCACCGCGAAUUACCGGAACGUCUUGGCCAUGUUGACACGCUUGAGAAUGCUGUGUGCCCACAUAUUCCUCUGUCAGGAUGUGCUGAAGCAGAUGUUUGUUGCUGCAGACAUUGAGACUCUCUGGCGCCUGACGGCCAAAGAAGUCGAGACUUCAACGGAAGAGGCGCCUCGGGUGAAUAUCCUCAUGGCACUUCGCAAGAUGUUGCAAGCUAAAGACAACACUAUCCAAACCUCCCAGACCCGGACGGCGGAUCAGUCGGUUGCACCCACUCCAGAUCCCGAAGCCGAACACGACAUCAGGACGGGCAAAGCCUUCGGACUCACCUUCAAAUUCCGACGGUUCCUCCGAACACUUACCGAGUCUCGCACUUGGACUGAGCUGCAUCUCCGCUCAGUGUGUGCCAAGUGCCGCCUUCCACCGGAUGAGCCAAUGUGCACCUCUUGCUUCCACGUGUACUGCAAGGAGUGUCUCAGUGCCAUGGACUUUGAACGCCGCGAACGAGAUGAAGAGAAGAUUGCGUGUAUCGAAUGCGGCACUCACUUCGAAGAAACAUCCUCCUGCUCAGGUCUCAAAGAGUUGGGUUUUAACAGCGAGGAGGUCGCACAAAAGGUCGAGAAGGUGAAAGCAAAGCGAGGCAAAAACAAGACUGCCGUCAGCUGGCAGGGUAGCCAAACAAACGCCGAUGAAGAUGAGGAAGAAGACCCACCCGCACCAGAUUGGAUCGGUAUGGAUGGUACCGUCCUCACCUCUGCGAAAUUGACUGCAACAAAGGCCGCGAUCCUCAAUUGGCACGAAAAGAACCCCAACGAGAAGAUCAUCAUCUACACGCAAUUCUUAGGAUUGUGUCGCAUUCUGGGCAGAAUGUGUGAAGCCGAGAAAUGGGGCUACGUACACUUCAACGGCAAAAUGACACAGGAGGCGCGCCAAAAGUCCAUCAAGCGCUUCGGUGAUAAUCCCCAUAUCUGUGUCAUGAUCUGCAGUCUGAAGGCAGGCGGCGUGGGCCUCAAUCUCACAAUGGCAUCCAAAGUAAUCAUCCUGGAUUUGUGGUUCAACUCGGCGAUCGAAGCACAAGCCUACUGCCGGGCCUUCCGUAUUGGGCAGCAGAACAAAGUCGAGGUCAUGCGUUUCGUGGUCAAGGACAGUAUCGACGAGGAUUUGGUGAGGAUGCAAGACCGCAAAGACGGCGAGAUUGUUGGCGCUAUUGGGCCAGAUUCGCUCAGCAAGCGUGCUACAAUUCAGCAGCUGCUUGAGCUCUUUGGCGACGUCAAGGAGGGUGAGGGCCAGAAUGAGUUCAUUCUUAUGGAGGAUGAAGGUCUAGAUGAUGAGGACGACAACGUUGAUAUGGCGGAACGCCUCCCUCCGAGGCCAUUCUGAUGCAGUGAUCAAGACACGGAGGACGCAAUCAGGAAUCAAGGGUGAGCAUGAAAUUUGACUGAGGGCAACCGCGAUGUGCUUGAGCUUGAGCAUGGCGUUGGGCUUGGAGCGUGCUUCCAGCAUCAUCGACAUCGGCAUCGAAAUUGAGGCAUGGAGGCUUUCACGCAGCGAACUGGCUUUGAGAAGGUGGGCUUCCACAUUUGGGCAUCUGUGCAGCGAGUAUCUAGACACCACAUACCAGGGCUA